GGAGGUAUGUUAGAAAGUAAAUUUUUUAAAAACUCAUAAUCAUCCUGUUUUCUAGAAACGUGAAUUGUCCAUACAAAUUUCACAAAAUUUUGCCAUUUUCUGUUCUUAUUAUAUAUUCAGGUCGCAAUGGCAAAACAGAAGGGAGAAAAGAAGGGCAAAUCUGCCAUCAACGAAGUGGUUACUCGUGAAUACACAGUGAACCUACACAAAAGGUUGCAUGGUAUUGGCUUCAAGAAACGUGCUCCUAGGGCUAUCAAAGCCAUCCGACAAUUCGCAGAAAAACAAAUGGGAACUCCAGACGUUAGAAUUGACACUAGACUUAAUAAACAAUUGUGGUCUAAAGGAAUCAGGAACGUUCCUUUCCGUGUCCGUGUUAGACUGUCCAGGAGAAGAAAUGAUGAUGAAGAUUCAGUCAACAAACUGUAUACUCUCGUAACAUAUGUUGCAGUGCCAACAUUCAAAGGACUUCAAACUGAAAAUGUUGACGCAAGUCAGGAAUAAAUAAAAUAUAAAAUUAUUUUUAAGUAA
Messenger RNA from Leptinotarsa decemlineata (Colorado potato beetle), 528 nucleotides. It is a transcript of the gene RpL31, whose product is annotated as Ribosomal protein L31. Gene Ontology annotation, cellular component: cytosolic large ribosomal subunit; ribosome. NCBI's taxonomy places the organism in Eukaryota, Metazoa, Arthropoda, Insecta, Coleoptera, Chrysomelidae. Gene Ontology annotation, molecular function: structural constituent of ribosome. Gene Ontology annotation, biological process: cytoplasmic translation. The record is from RefSeq and is a predicted model, not a curated record.